ACAACAAGCCCUGAUCUCCUGUAUUAACAGAAGACAUUUGUAGAAUAUUUGUAAUGUAGAAACAGAAGCAGAUGUCUGUAUACAGAUAUGUCCCCAAACACACAGUUGAAGUUGAAAGUUUUCGUUGGAACUUUGAGCAGUAGUGGGAGGUGUGGUCACAUGGUUCAGGUCAGGCUGCUGUCACAUGGUUUGUGUUUGCAAUGACUUCAGAUCUCUGGACAAACUGGUUAUGCACCCUUAGUAUGAAAGCGUUUCAUGAUUCCUUUGAGAAAUCACAGAAAGGCAUUCCACAGCAAGAGUCAGUAAACUAUGGAAAUACCAGCCAUAAGUCUCAAGGCCAUCGUAUUGGUUCACUGGUUACUGACAGUCUGGGCAUGUUUGACUCCAUGGCUCCCUUACUCUUUUAUUUUGGGGAAUUUGAGUGUUCUUGCACUGGGCGUGUGGGCCAUUGCACAACGUGACUCUAUAGAUGCUGUGGUGAUGUUCCUGAUGGGUUUGGCUGUGACCAUCCUAACUGAUAUUGUCCACAUUGGAGUGUACUACACUCCAUCUGAAAGCUUGUAUGAGAGAACCCUACGGGACGCAUUCCGCUUCAGCGUGGGCAUGGCCAUACUGAGUCUACUGCUCAAACCCGUCUCUUGCUUCUUUGUCUAUCAGAUGUACCGGGAGAGGGGUGGCGACUACAACGUUAACUUCGGUUUUCCAACAGUAUCUAGAAACAGAGAUACGUACCAGUCCAUAGACCAGCAGGAUCAGUCCAGUGCUGCUGCCGGCUCAGUCGCUCAAGUCGAAGAUGGCAAACAUGGACCACGCACCUACUGAGAAUGACCAAAGCAAAGAUUUUUUUUUUUUAUAUUUGGUAACAAUUUUCAAUCAGGUUUCAUAUUUUAACAUGUAGUUUUUAUCAGUAGCCAACAUGAACUGACAACUAAUGAUUCGAUUUUACAGGAUAUAUUCAUCUUUAUUAGUGUUUGUCAACUAAUGUUAAAGCCACAAUCCGCAACUUUUUUUAGUAAAACAUAAACAAACAAACACACAAAAAACAUGUCUGUUAUAAAUUCACAAGAAACGUUUUUUUGAGAGUUUACUCUAAAGUAUCCUGCAAUUUUAUGUUUUGAACACAGAUGGCGACAGAAACACACAAGCUACAGAUUGCAGCUUUAACGGAAACAACUUUAAACUUUUGAAGAAAUAUGGUUAUUGUUAGUUAAUAUUUUGUUGUUCAUGUUAACUAAUUUUAACAAAUCAAACCUUUUUUUAUUCAGAACUGUUGUUUAUGGAGUCAUGUUUAUGGAUAUGUUGGUGUUUGACAGAAUACCUACAACCUUUAUCAGCAUGAAAUGGUCAAAUUACUUUGAGAAUGCGAAAUACCUUUGAACGAUGGUGCAAAAAUGUAUUUAAAAAUAUUUCAAAUUUCUGUAUUUCACGUUGUGACGUUUUGAUCUUCUAUUGGUAUCACGCAUUCACGCGAUUUCGCAGGUCAGAGUUGAACUUUGCUAUGCAACGAAAUGUGAAAUUUCUUCAGUUGGGCUUGCGUUUCUGGUCCGAUGCAUUCACAUAAAUAGAAAUCAAUGGAACAGAAGUCAAGUGUGACCACAGAUUUACUUUACAUUUGCAUCUGCAGAAGAUGUUUAGAUCAAAUACUUAAUAGAAGGCUUCACCUCACGAAAUGUUUUAUAUUACAUCAUAGGUUAUAUUUGUGCAUAUCUUUUAUCAAAGGAAAAUCCCUCACUAGGUUUAUGAAACACAUUAUUCUGUAAUGCUGGGAUGUCCAUGUGCUAGUUUACCAGGACAGUAUGUUUGUACUUAAUUUAUGUUGACAUGAGUGUCACCGGUACUCCAAAGUUGUUUUGUGUGUUUUUUAAAGAUUCUCACUUUUGUUUAACCGUUUGCCACACAAUCCAGUGUGUAUUUAUUCAGAUUAUUUACUAAGCAUGGUGAUGCUCAACUUUGAUGUCUAAAACUGGGAUGUCUGAUGAAAUGUGAUAUAAACCAGAAGUGACAAAAUUAGAUUUUGGAAUGAGAUGAGCCCGUUAGAAGAAAAUAGGUACAGUAUGUAAAUGCUAAGCACUUAAAAUGGAAAACUGUUUCAGACACAUACACAUAUCUGUUUUGUAUGCACUAUGGCACCGUGGUGAGUCACAAACCCAGAAUCUGCUUGAAAACAAUCAGUAUUUUUGCAACUUGGUCAUUAUGCAAAAGUUGCACAUUUUAAAACACAAGUCUGUGUAUAUUCAUUUUUGACAGCCAUAUGUUCAUAUCGUUGCUUAACACUUCAUUGGGAGUCAAGCUCUGUUCAAUAAGCACAAUGUAAACCCAUGCCAAUUGUUUAACCUCCGUACAUGAAAUGAUAUGCUGGAUCAUUGAAUUGUCUUAGUUAUUCAGCAGGUUGUAAUUCAUCCUGUUUGAGGCUAAUCGCUAAGAGAGUCCUAUAAAAAUAAAUGUAUUAUGAAAUGAAGUAGUUCCCCAUCUUUCUUGCAGUUGUUGCAAUGUUGUAGUUUCGUCUGUUUCAGUUAUUCUUCAUGCUUGACGCAACACACAGGUUGCUGCAGUUUGACCACAUUAAACAGAACUAUCAUUCAAGAGAUUUGAUCCCUUUGAGAGACUAAACAUUUCUGCAACGCUUCAAUGCAAUAAUGCACAGAGCAAUAAACACUAUACUCAAAACUCAA
This is a messenger RNA of Triplophysa dalaica, 2672 nucleotides long. RefSeq names its product angiotensin II receptor-associated protein (gene agtrap). The record is from RefSeq and is a predicted model, not a curated record. Bases 310 to 822 code for a protein of 170 amino acids. Gene Ontology annotation, cellular component: plasma membrane. Gene Ontology annotation, biological process: regulation of blood pressure; angiotensin-activated signaling pathway. The transcript has 5 exons. NCBI's taxonomy places the organism in Eukaryota, Metazoa, Chordata, Actinopteri, Cypriniformes, Nemacheilidae.